Molecule: messenger RNA, 603 nt
Organism: Trichomonas vaginalis G3
Lineage: Eukaryota; Parabasalia; Trichomonadida; Trichomonadidae
Product: PHD zinc finger-containing protein
Exons: 1
Coding region: 1-603 (200 amino acids)
Source: RefSeq, a predicted model, not a curated record
AUGAGUGAAGAGAAGCCAUCAACAUCACUUCGCGAUUUAUUGCAUGACAACGCUCCUCCUACAACACCAAUUGUUAAAAAAGUAGCUGCAGGUCCAAUUGUUUCAAAAAGAUUUACAAAACCAUCAAUUCCUGAGAAUUAUCUUGCAAUUGCCAAUGCAUUUCUUUUAACACCAGAUAUGGCAGGUCCUACUGAUACACCGCUUUCUAAUGAAGAACAGCAAAAAAUAGAUAAUGAAGAUGUUGAAGUUGUUCAAGAAACACGUUGCAUAUGUGGUUUAACACAUGGAUCAUCUGUGCAGAUACAAUGUGACUCUUGUUUGAAAUGGCUUCAUGAAGAUUGCGUUCAUCUUAAAAAUUCCAAAGAUACAAAUCCAUUCAUUUGCAUUUACUGCCAAUAUGAAAUUGCUAAAUCUGUUAAAGCCUAUGUAAGGCAACGCUUGGCAUCAUUGCUACCAAAAGCUCAACAAUUGGAAGCAGACAUUCAGAAUGGCCGUCCAACACAAUAUAUGCCAAUAUGGAACGAGCUGAGUGAUAUUGUAAACGAUAUACAAGAAGUUUUGAAAUUAAUACCAGAAUUAUUACAUUCCGAUGAUAACCAAUAA